GGGGAUCGUGUCCCUGGAAGGGCAGCUGUCAAUCAAACUGUCCCGGGGACCGCGGCUGUCACUCAAACUGUUCCAGGAACAGCGGUGCAGUGGAGUCAGCUUAAAUCCAUGCUCGGAAUAUUCUACACCGCCUGCUUCUCUAUAAUUAUCGGAGUGGGGGGCCACAAUGCAAAAGGCAAAGAAAUCCAGGCGGAGGAAAUGGCUCACUACAGAGAGCGAGUUAAAGACAUGUUUUAUCAUGCCUAUAACAACUACCUGGAGAACGCUUUCCCUUAUGACGAACUGCGACCCUUGACUUGUGAUGGUCAGGAUACCUGGGGCAGCUUUUCUCUGACAUUGAUCGAUGCGUUGGACACUCUGUUGGUACUGGGUAACGUGACUGAGUUCCAGAGGGUUUUUCAAGUUCUUCAGGAUGGAAUGGAUUUUGACAUAGACGUUAACGCUUCUGUGUUUGAGACCAAUAUUCGAGUGGUGGGAGGCUUAUUGUCUGCUCACUUACUCUCCAAACAAGGCGGGAUCCAGGUGGAGCCGGGAUGGCCCUGCUCUGGACCUUUGCUCAGGUUGGCGGAAGAGGCUGCUCGCAGGCUGCUGCCAGCUUUCCAGACCUCAACGGGAAUGCCUUACGGAACAGUAAACCUCAUGAAGGGAGUUAAUCCCAGUGAGACCUCAGUGACGUGCACCGCUGGUAUAGGCACCUUCAUUCUGGAAUUUGCCACUCUCAGCCGCCUGACAGGUGACCCCAUAUUUGAGGAAGUGGCCAGGAAAGCACUGGACGCACUGUGGAACAGCCGGUCGGAGAUUGGCCUCGUUGGAAACCAUAUUGAUGUGGUAACGUCAAAGUGGGUGGCACAGGAUUCUGGAAUAGGUGCAGGGAUCGACUCUUACUUUGAGUAUCUGGUGAAAGGAGCCAUCCUAUUACAGGACGAGAAGUUGAUGUCUUCCUUCCUUGACUAUGAAAAAGCUAUUAAGAAUUACACAAAGUUUGAUGACUGGUAUGUGUGGGUUCAGAUGUACAAAGGUACCAUCUCCAUGCCUGUUUUCCAGUCUCUGGAAGCUUUCUGGCCCGGACUCCAGAGCCUCAUUGGUGACAUCAACAAUGCCAUGAAAACAUUCCACAACUACUACCAGGUCUGGAAGCAAUAUGGCGGCCUCCCUGAGUUCUACAGCAUCCCUCAGGGUUCAACUGUGGACAAGCGAGAGGGUUAUCCACUGCGACCAGAGCUGGUGGAGAGCGCUAUGUAUCUAUAUCGAGCAACUGGAGAUCCCACUCUGCUGGAGAUGGGCAGGGAUGUCAUCGAGGCCAUUGAGAAGAUCAGCCGUGUGGAUUGCGGUUUCGCCACAGUGCGGGACCUGCGAGACCACAAGCUGGACAAUCGCAUGGAGUCAUUCUUCCUGGCGGAAACGGUGAAGUACCUCUACCUGCUCUUUGACCCUGACAACUUCCUGCACAACGACGGCACCACCUUCCACACCGUCACCACUCCUUACGGCGAAUGCAUACUGGGUGCUGGCGGUUACCUAUUCAACACGGAGGCUCACCCCAUUGACCCCGCGGCCUUGCACUGCUGCAGCCAACACAAAGAGGAACGGUGGGAAGUCGAGGGGCUCAUGCAAGACUUCCACGCCACGCAGUACGCCAAGAUGGGGCUAUAUGCAGCUGGUGCUCCAGAGCAAACCCGUCAGUACAGCCAGAAAAGACAGACCACCCAAGGUGGGAAGAACACGAAUAAGAGGACAACUAACAAAAGUGCUCCAGUAUUGAGCUGCCCCCACCAGCAUUUUAGCUGGAAACUGGCGGUAUUAGGUCAAGUGUUUACAGACAAUUCCUAAUGUGCACAUCUUUUGAUCUAAAGGGACUUUUAUUUAUGAAAUAAUGGGAAAUAAAGUUUGACUUUUUUCAUGGCG
Hemiscyllium ocellatum (epaulette shark) is the source of this 1905-nucleotide messenger RNA. RefSeq names its product ER degradation enhancer, mannosidase alpha-like 2 (gene edem2). The record is from RefSeq and is a predicted model, not a curated record. Lineage: Eukaryota; Metazoa; Chordata; Chondrichthyes; Orectolobiformes; Hemiscylliidae. The coding region runs from base 109 to 1830 and encodes 573 amino acids. Gene Ontology annotation, molecular function: calcium ion binding; mannosyl-oligosaccharide 1,2-alpha-mannosidase activity. The transcript has 11 exons. Gene Ontology annotation, biological process: endoplasmic reticulum mannose trimming; mannose trimming involved in glycoprotein ERAD pathway; carbohydrate metabolic process. Gene Ontology annotation, cellular component: endoplasmic reticulum; membrane.